GGCCGGGCUGGGGCGGAGCGUGAGCGGAGCGCGGUGCCGGGCGGGGGUGAGGGCGGAGUGGGGAGCGCGUCAUGUCCAAGCACGUGUUUCUCACGGGACCCCCAGGGGUUGGAAAGACUACUUUGAUCCAGAAAGUCACUCAGGCUCUAAAAUCCUCCAGCAUUCCCAUUGAUGGAUUUUACACAGAGGAAGUUAGAGAAGGUGGAAGGAGAACAGGAUUUGAUGUUGUCACUCUGUCUGGAAACCGAGGACCUUUAUCUAGAGUCAGUCCCAGUUCUGAUUCUUCUGCUUCAAGACGUGAAUACCGGGUUGGACAAUAUGUUGUAGACCUUGUUUCAUUUGAGCAGUUGGUUCUACCUACGCUGAGAAAUGUAAACCAUGGUGGUGACGCAGAGAAAAGAAUUUGUGUCAUAGAUGAGAUUGGUAAAAUGGAGCUCUUCAGCCAGGCUUUUAUUCAAGCUGUUCGUCAAACGCUGGCUGGCUCAGGAACCGUGGUGCUUGGAACUAUUCCAAUACCUAAGGGAAAGCCACUGGAUCUUGUUGAAGAAAUAAGAAAUAGAAAAGAUGUUAAAGUGUUCAAUGUUAGUAAGGAAAACAGAAACAGCAUUUUGCAAGACCUCUUGGCAGCUGUGGAAUCCUGCAGAAAAUGAAGACCUCUUCUGUCCUGAAAACACUAAAGCUUUCAUUUCAACAAAACAUUACAACAUUUCAUGGAUGUUUUAGAGUCUGUCCUUCCUGCUUUUGCCCCCUCGAGGCUUUACUGGGGCCUUCAGGGUAAGCAGGGUAAAACUGGUAAUACUCUAAAUGGGAUGGCAGGAUUGUAAUUUAUUCAGUUCACUGAAUUGGAAAAAAAUUGAACAGAUGUGUAGCUAACAUCCAGUUUUAAUCUGGGUGUUUGGAAGUUAGGUGGUCAACUCUGAUCCGAGUUACCUCAUGUGAAAACAGCUAACUGUAAAAUCUGCUUGAGAUCUUAGUCUUUCUGAGCAUGUUCAGAUCAAUUCAAUAUCUGCCUACAAAUCAAUUCAAUAUCUGCAACAUAGCCCUGGUGCAACAGAACAGAACCCUGUCCAAAAUGUAGAUGAGUCCUGCCUGGUUUAUGCAGGAGUGUAGCUGUUGGUGACCCAGCUUCGGUGUAUUCAGGUGUGUUUUAGCACGGGUGCUGACAAAUCAGCAGGUAGAGGGAAUAAGCAGAUGUGCUCUCUCCUCCUACCCCCAGGCAGCCCUGUCUGUGGUUGCAGUAUAAGCAGGGUUAUCCAGAGUUUCAAGGAAACUUCCUGUAGUCACAAAUGACAUUUACAAAUUCUAUUUUGUGAGGAAAAAUAGCCAAAUCUACCCUCUCUUACUAAUUGAUAAGAGGACUGCAUUUUGAAUUAAUUUUCAGUUUUCUGGUGGCCAUCUUGUCCCACACCCCUUUACAAAUAAUAUAUAUAAAAAUCUUCAAGUCCACGAAGUUAAUCAAAUCUUGUGUUUUUCAUGCGGAGUUUAAGUCAUGAUUGACUUAAUACUGCAUUUGUCUGUAUUAAUUUUACAAUCUGUUAUGUUUAUUGAUACUUAUGUUUGUUUGGGUUUUUCUGCCUUAUUCAAUUCUGUACAUGCUUAAUGGUGAAAUAAGGAGUGUUUGAGAGUGUUAGACAAUGUGUUCCCGUGUGAGGAGUGCAAAUGUAUUCAGCCAAAGUGCUGCCAGUUAAUCAGUUUUGCAUGUUUGAAAACAGAAUUCCCUCCCAGGUGCACACUGUUCGUUGUAAAAUUUAUGGUCAUCUCUAGUUGAGGAAAGUUGUUAAAAAUUCAGUUGUUUCUUAACUUUUUCUGUUCAGUUCAAUGACUGUUAAUUUGAGCAAACUAUUUAAAGGCAUCUUCAAGUAUCAUUUUAUUGAUUUAUUUCUGUAAAACUGACACCCAGAGUUGUAUGGGGCUGGAUGGGGACAGGUAUUUUUAUACACGCCCUGCGAACACCUCCUAGGAGCAUAGAGGGAAUGUCCUUUUUCUUUUCUGUAUGCAGAACAAGGGUCUGGUACAAGCAUUGCACCUCCACAGGUGGUAGGAAGUGCAUAAAUGAUGCCAUGGGCUCACUCCCUCACUGCCUUGUUAGGACUACCUGUCUGCCCAAAUCCAUUUAGAUGUAGUACUGUCUUCAUCAUAUUCGGGGAAAAAUAAAACUCCUCUUAGGGUCUCCACUUGGCAAUGUACAGGUUGUGUCUGCUAUUUGCAAAAUCAGGUUGUGCUGUAAAGACACACUAAUCCCUUAAUUACUUCAGGCAUUGUACUCAGACAAAAUACCUUUUCAGGUGUGGAGGACUUGGUACCGAAGUAAACUUUGUCAGGGCUGUGUGCCAUAGGUUUUUGAACAGAAACCUGUCUUCACUUAAGUGUUGGAUGCCCUCCUGCUUCAAUGUUAAGUCUCUUAAGCUGUAAAGUAUGCUGCAAAAGAAUAGUUCUUUCAAUGAUUAAAGAGUUACCCAAAAUUUA
This is a messenger RNA of Pyrgilauda ruficollis (rufous-necked snowfinch), 2466 nucleotides long. It is a transcript of the gene NTPCR, whose product is annotated as nucleoside-triphosphatase, cancer-related. The transcript has 5 exons. Gene Ontology annotation, molecular function: ATP hydrolysis activity. The record is from RefSeq and is a predicted model, not a curated record. Lineage: Eukaryota; Metazoa; Chordata; Aves; Passeriformes; Passeridae. Bases 72 to 650 code for a protein of 192 amino acids.